This is a messenger RNA of Darwinula stevensoni, 3009 nucleotides long. The record is from the annotation of a GenBank genome assembly. NCBI's taxonomy places the organism in Eukaryota, Metazoa, Arthropoda, Ostracoda, Podocopida, Darwinulidae.
UUCAAACCUCUCUUCCUGGGAAUGGCGAAUCCAGGAAGUGAGAUGGGAACUUAUGUUCGUGUCUGCAAUACCCAGAAAUGCAUUCGUGCAGGAGGAAAACACAAUGAUUUGGAUGAUGUUGGGAAGGAUGUUUAUCAUCACACAUUCUUUGAGAUGCUUGGAAAUUGGUCUUUUGGUGAUUAUUUCAAGAAGGAGGUAUGUGAGUGGGCUUGGGAGCUCCUGACUGAGGUAUACAAGUUGCCUAAGGACAGGUUGUAUGUGACCUAUUUUGGUGGAAAUGAGGCAGUUGGACUGAAAUCUGAUGAGGAAUGCCGUGACAUCUGGAAAACUCUUGGUCUACCUGAAAGCCGAAUAUUGCCAUUUGGCAUGAAAGACAACUUCUGGGAGAUGGGAGAAGUUGGUCCAUGUGGCCCAUGCUCUGAGAUUCAUUUUGACCGGAUUGGGAACCGAGAUGCAUCUCAUUUGGUGAAUAUGGAUGAUCCCAAUGUCUUGGAAAUCUGGAAUCUUGUUUUCAUCCAAUUCAAUCGAGAAGAGAAUGGGAUCCUCCGUCCCUUGCCCAAGAAGCACAUUGAUUGUGGCAUGGGACUUGAACGUCUUGUCUCUGUUGUUCAGGGGAAGACUUCCAACUACGACACAGAUUUUUUCACACCACUCUUUGAAGCCAUUCAGGAAAAAGUGAAGGGUCGCUGUCCUCCCUAUCAAGGAAAGGUAGGUCAGGAGGACCCACAAGGAGUGGACAUGGCAUAUCGGGUACUGGCUGACCACGCUCGCACACUUGCUGUUUCUUUGGCUGAUGGUGGAAGACCUGAUAACUCUGGAAGAGGGUAUGUAUUGAGGAGGAUUCUAAGGAGAGGAGUGCGCUUUGCUUCUGAGAAGCUCAAAGCAGACCCAGGCUUGUUGGCAUCACUCAUCCCAGUUGUGGUUCAAGUGUUGGGUGAUACCUUCCCAGAGCUGAGAAAGAAUCCUCAAGAGAUCAUGCAAAUCAUCAGAGAGGAGGAAGAUCAGUUCUUGAAGACUUUAGGUCGAGGGGAGCGAUUGUUCCAACGUGCCACCCAAAAUAUGGAGCCAGGAUCCCUCAUUAGUGGUAAUGUGGCCUGGAGGCUCUAUGACACCUAUGGAUUCCCUCUGGAUCUCACACAGCUUAUGGCUGAGGAAAAGGGAUUGAUUGUAGAUGUCAAAGGCUAUGAAGAGUGCCGCACUCAAGCUGUGGCAAUAUCUCAGGGGAAGGGGAGUGCAGGAAAAGCAGGGAUUGUGCUCAGUGUCCAUGACAUUGACCAUUUGUCUAAGAAAGGUGUAUCACUCACUGAUGAUUCUUUCAAAUAUGCUUACCAGAGGAAGGAUAAGAUGCAAUAUGAGUUUCCCCAAUGCACUGGGACAGUAUUGGCCAUCAAGGGAGAGAACAGCUUUAUGGAUGAGGUCAGUGAUUCCUCUGUUGGGCUUGUCCUGGACCAUACCAACUUUUAUGCUGAGGCUGGAGGACAGAUCUAUGAUAUAGGUUACAUGACCCUUGUCAACAAUCCCGAUGUGGAAGUGAGUGUGGAAGACGUCCAGGUACGAGGAGGAUAUGUGUUGCAUGUGGGAUAUGCAAAUGGCUGUGUCCAAGUUGGAGAUCAAGUGUCUCUUAUUGUGGACACAGAAAGGAGACAAGGGAUUAUGGGGAAUCAUACUGGAACUCAUGUAUUGAAUUUUGCACUUAGGGCAUCACUUGGCACUGAUGCUGAUCAGCGAGGUUCUCUAGUUGCUCCUGAUAGACUCCGCUUUGACUUCACCUCCAAGGGUGGUUUGCAAGUGGACCAGGUGAAAAAGGUUGAAGUCCUGGUCAAUGACAUCAUUCAAAAGGAUGAAGUCAUUCAUGUGGGUGAUGCUUCUCUAGCUGAAGCCAAGAAUAUUCAAGGUUUAAGGGCUGUAUUUGAUGAAACCUAUCCAGACCCAGUCCGUGUGGUUUCAGUUGGGAUCUCUGUAGAGAAACUCCUGGCUGAACCCUCUGCUCCACAUGCUCUCAACACAUCUGUGGAGUUCUGCGGUGGGACGCAUGUACAUAGAAGUGGGGACAUAGGUGCCUUUGUCCUCGUGAGUGAGGAAGCUAUUGCCAAGGGGAUUCGUCGUAUUGUUGCUCUCACCGGUAUCCCUGCUUUCAAGGUCUUUCUCUCUGUUGCUCUCUCGACCCCAGCAAUCAAAGUGUGUGAGGAGUUGGAGAAAAAAGUGCAGGCUCUAUGUGCCGGACAACUCAAUUUGACAGUUACUGAACUUGGGGAUGAAAUAUCACAAGCACAAAUCCCAUACUGGAGGAAGGUAAACUGCAAUGGCUGCUUGUCAGUGGAGGAAAUGAGGCAGCAGUUGAAGGAGGUGAAGAAGAAGCAGGAUGAAGAGGACAAAAAGAAGAAGAUGGCUGUAACAACAACUGUGGUGGAAGAAACAAAGAACCUCCUUCAGGCCCUCUCGACUCCCCCUCCAUUUUGGGUUCAUGUCUUCCCCCAUGCCAAGAAUAAUGCCAAGGCAUUGGAUGGAUCACUGAAGCAGGUGCGGGGCAUUUUUCCUCAGACAUCAGCACUUGUUCUCACUUUUGACCCAGACACACAGAAAGCAUUGUGCCUGUCAUCAGUCUCACCAGAAGGGAUUGCACAAGGCUUAAAAGCAAUUGAUUGGGUGAGUGAGGUCAGCAAGGUGAUUGGAGGGAAAGGAGGAGGGAAAGCAGAAUCAGCACAGGCUACUGGCCCCAACUGGACUACAGUUGAUGAGGCUAAGGAAGUUGCCAUUCAGUUUGCAGCAAAAUUCUUCACAUCCUCAACCACAUCAUCAUCAGACAAAGGAGAGUCCUUAACUUGGAAGGUGCUGGAAUGGAUUCGAGUGAUGGAGAAUGAUCUGGUAGGUGUCGGAGAGGAGAGGAUGAGAAAGGGAUUGGCAUUCAUGGAAUCCUACCUUCUUCGUCACACAUUUUUAGUUGGAGAGAGGCUUUCCCUGGCUGACCUCCUCCUGGCUGAAGCCAUCCACUCUCUACCAGACGAGUAA